AACCAGUGUCGAUUCAACACCGGACGGACGAAUCUCAAACAUGGGGACAUUUUCGGCGUGGUCAAUCUUUAUAGUGGUCUCGCUGCUAGCUGUGAAAGGUAAGCGUUUCGCCCAACCCCUCUCUCUCUCUCUCUUCUUUGUUGCGGUUCACGCUAUUGCAUAGUUCAUCAGUUUUUUGUUGCCUCGGUCUGUUGUUUGUAACCAGUAGGCCCUAUUUCUUUAUUCUAAACAUAAUAACGGUACACGGGCGGCAGCAACUAAGCCGCUGCAUAGUUCAUUAUCCAGCAAUCGAGACUCGGUUAUUACAUAGUUACGUGUUAAAAUAUGUUUUAGCCUAACUGCCCAGUGAUGCCUGUAUCUGUCUGAUUUGGACUUAGAGCCAUAUUGACCAGCCAGUCUGGCAGCGAACUGAUGUUCCAUAUGUUUGAUUCCAGAACCCAAAUGAAUCACGUUCUAAUCACACUUUUACCGAUGUGAAUAUUCUAAUUAAUCACACAAGAGGAAGAUUUAUGUGUAGAUGUGGGGUGAAAAAACGUUCCCUGAGAUGUUGAUUUCGUUGCAGUCUAGUCACAUAGCAGUCUGCCUGUAGCCCAGUAGGACAUCAUGUUCUGAGAAUGGAAAUAGGCAAGACAAUAAGAACUAAUAUUCAGGAUUGAUAUAGGUGUUAUUCUGGGGUAAUAUGGAUGGAUUUUUAAGGGGUAAAAUCAUCUUUGUUUAUCACAAAUUAUUGAUGAAUUAAUGAAAGAGAUAUGCAAAAAGGCUAUUGAUGAUGAUUGUCUCAAAAUAACCGAUAGUCUAGUUAACAUUUUUGGUGGAUCACUUAGGCAGUUAGGAUACACUCAUAAGACAGCAUGGUUUUUGAUUGAAUGGUUAGAUUGUGAGCUAAGGAACUACGGUCCCAUUCAGUGAGUGGAGUGUGUUUCUUCCUUUCUCUUCCAAGGGUCGCUCUUUCGUUCUCUCCAUCAUGGCAGGUGCAGGUUCAAACCUUGAGUGUGCCAGUUUCCUCCCUUCACACACACACACACACACACACACACACACACACACACACUGAGCGUGUCAUUGUGAGACAAUGAGUCCUCAAGUCCUAUUCUGUUAUUCUGUUCUAUUCAGAUUAUUACUGCAUUAAUGAUCUGAAUGUUGUGUCCCAAAUGGUACCCUAUGCUAUGUAGGGAAUAGGGUGCCAUUUGGGACAAACCCCUGCAUGUUUAAAGUUUAGUCUGCCAGCUCUGCCACCCUUCACAUAUAAGUGCAUACUUAGCUAAUUUUAGCUAGAGGGGUUUGGAUUUUGGGAUGAGGGGAUGAAGGAGGUGGAAAGGAGGGGGGAGAGAGGGAGGAAAGGAGGGGGCAUAACCUCAGCUGCAGUCUUUUCUUUGGGAGAGGGAGAUGAUGGGUGUGUGUGCUUGUGCAGACUGUGAACAUGCAUGUGUGUGUGUGUGUGCUGUGUGUGUAUGUGUGUGUGUGACAGAGAAAAAAACAGAGCUUUUUGGGUUGUGCGUGUCUGUGGAGGAGGAGAGGAGGGGUGUGUGUAUGUGCAUGAGCACUCAUGCAUGUGUGUCCCGUGUAGCUCAGUUGGUAGAGCAUGGCGUUUGCAACGCCAGGGUUGUGGGUUCGAUUCCCACGGGGGGCCAGUAUGAAAAAAAGUAAUAAUAAUAAUAAUGUAUGCACUCACUAAAUGUAAGUCGCUCUGGAUAAGAGCAUCUAUGUAAAUGUCAACUUUCUUUUUGGGUUGUGUUACAUAAUAAGACUUAAUGAAGAGUAAUAAGAUCAAUCCCCAGACCGGCAGUGAGACAAAGCCAUGUGGUGGUCGUCAUAAAACAGAGGAAUCAAUUAUUUAUUCACUUUGAUACACACCAGCUGGGGCUCCAUACAGAUCUCUAUAGACAACCGUUCAUAUUGUGAAUUCAAUGUUGACCUGAGAAAUUAUAGCUAAUUAACUGCUAUGGUGUAGAGAUGACUGUUCAUGUCUAUGAUGUAGAAAGUAACUAGUUGUUAUGAGCAAGAUCCACGUGGAAAAUCAAAAAUUGUCUUUACGUUUUAAUGUUCUUCAAAUAGCAGCAGAGGUCAAAAGAUUGUGUUCGUGCGACAAGCCUUCAUCAGCAUUUGAAGAACAAUGAUCGCAUCGCAUAAGUCAGAGAGCGAUGAUCAGAAGUCACGUGGUUGUUUCUGAGGUCAUCAUCAGGCUCGUAUGGAAUCCGCACACACAGAAUUCCGACGAAAAUCAGCAGAAUUUCAAACUCAUCAUAUGCCAGAGACUGGGUGCUGCUGUUUCCUCUAUAGCAGGGCAGGACAAAUACCCUUACACCCUGGGUGGGAGAUAGCCUACAUAGGUAUAAGUAAUAUCAAUAAUGAUAACGUAGCAAUAGUAAUAGAGCUGAAUACUAUAAAGAGUAAAAGCUAUGUUAUAGCAUACUAAUAGCAAUAGCCAAAGCUAAGAAAUUGCAAUAAUGAAAGUAAUAUUAUUAGUUAAGGUCUCAUUAAUAAUCGAACCAUUGCUGUGCUGCAGAGGUGCAUGGUGACCCAGCCUGGCCUGCAGUCACACAUUCACGUAGACAGUGGUGUUUUUAGCUCUGGAUCUAUUUUUAGUGUUACCGGCCAGUAUCACCCACAAGUUGCCUGCCAGAUCUCAGAAGGGACAGGGAGAGGGCAGCAGUGUCUGUGUGUGUGUGUGUGUGCAUGCAUGUGAGUGUGUGUGUGUGUGUGUAACUACGCAAGUGUAGCUACUCUGUAUUCUUGGCCUAAUCUCUCGAGAACAGAUUGAGGUAAACAUAUAGAAUCUGUCGGGAAGGAAUGGGAUGCAUGGGCUAAUGAGCAGCAGUAGUUCCAGUGUUUUUCGUCACUGGUUAUUUGGACGAAUCACAAUUUCGCAGGUGUUAGCAUCUUUCUAAUUUCGGAAGGGGAGGAGACAUUCGGCCUGUAACUUGCAACGAGAGAGGGUGGAGCACAUACAGUGCAUUCAGAAAGUAUUCAGACUCCUUCACUUUUUCCACAUUUUGUUACGUUACAGCCUUAUUCUCAAAUGGAUUCAAUUGUUGUUGUUUUUUCUCAUCAAUCUACAUACAAUACCCCAUAAUGACAAAGCAAAAACAGUUUUGUUUGUUUUUCUUUGCAAAUGUAUUAAAAAUAAAAAUCUGAAAUAUUACAUUUACAUAAGUAUUCAGACCCUUUACUCAGUACUUUGUUGAAGCACCUUUGGCAGUGAUUACAGCCUCAAGUCUUCUUGGGUAUGACGCUACAAGCUUGGCACACCUCCCAUUUGGGGAGUUUCUCCCAUUCUUCUCUGCAGAUCCUCUCAAACUCUGUCAGGUUGGAUGGGGAGCGCGCUGCACAGCUAUUUUCAGGUCUCUCCAGAGAUGUUCGAUCAGGUUCAAGUCCGGGCUCUGGCUGGGCCACUCAAGGACAUUCAGAGACUUGUCCCAAAGCCACUCCUGCGUUGUCUUGGCUGUGUGCUUAGGGUUGUGGUCCUGUUGGAAGGUGAACCUUCGCCCCCAGUCUGAGGUCCUGAGCGCUCUGGAGAAGAUUUUCCAUCAAGGAUCUCGCUGUACUUUGCUCCGUUCAUCUUUCCCUCAAUCCUGACUAGUCUCCCAGUCUCUGCCGCUGAAAAACAGCCCCACAGCAUGACGCUGCCACCACCAUGCUUCACCGUAGGGAUGGUAUUGGCCAGGUGAUAAGCAGUGCCUGGUUUCCUCCAGACGUGAUGCUUGGCAUUCAGGCCAAAGAGUUCAAUCUUGGUUUCAUCAGACCAGAGAAUCUUGCUUCUCAUGGUCUGAGAGUCCUUUAGGUGCCUUUUGGCAAACACUAAGCGGGCUGUCAUGUGCCUUUUACUGAGGAGUGGCUUCCGUCUGGCCACUCUACCAUAAAGGCCUGGUUGGCUCUCCCAUCUCCAUAGAGUUACUCUGGAGCUCUGUCAGAAUGACCAACGGGUUCUUGGUCACCUCCCUGACCAAGGCCCUUCUCUCCCGAUUGCUCAGUUUGGUUGGGUGGCCAGCUCUAGCAAGAGUCUUGGUGGUUCCAAACUUCUUCCAUUUAAGAAUGAUGGAGGCCACUGUGUUCUUGGGGACCUUUAAUGCUGCAGAAAUGUUUUCGUACCCUUCCCCAGAUCUGUACCUCGACACAAUCCUGUCUCGGAGCUCUACGGACAAUUCCUUCGACCUCAUGGCUUGGUUUUUGCUCUGACAUGCACUGUCAACUGUGGGGCCUUUUAUAGACAGGUGUGUGCCUUUUACAAAUCAUGUCCAAUCAAUUGAAUUUACCACAGGUGGACUCCAAUCAAGUUGUAGAAACAUCUCAAGGAUGAUCAGUGGAAACAGGAUGCACUUGAGCUCAAUUUCGAGUCUCAUAGCAAAGGGUCUGUAUACUAAUGUAAAUAAGAUAUUUCUCUUUUUUUUCUAUGUGCAAAAAUGUCUUAAAACCUGUUUUCGCUUUGUCAUUAUGGGGUAUUGUGUGUAGAUUGAUGAGAUUUUAUUUUAUUUGAUCCAUUUUAGAAUAAGGCCGUAACGUAAGAAAAUGUGGAAAAAGUGAAGGGGUCUGAAUACUUUCCAAAUGCACUGUAUAGGCCCAGAACUUAAUCGAGCAGCUGACAAAUUACACAAUACUUUAGUUCUCGGUUAACCAAGAUUAUUCUUGGUCUGAAGGUUGACCCUUCAGUACUUGGCUAGUAGGGUUAUCUGAGUCUGUGUUUCUACCUCUUUCAGACCAGUGUGUGUGUGUGUGUGUGUGUGUGUGUGCGUGUGCUAGGAUAGUUCCCUUCUCAGACCAGUGUAGAAUGCUGCUCUCUGACUAUUACAGAUAUUAUUAGAUACAGGAUGCUGCCUUACACUAACAUGCCUCCUAUGAAUUUCACAAAUAAACACACAUGAAAUGCAGUAGUUUCAUAACGAUCAUUACGGAAAUUGCACUGUAAAUGUUUAGAAGGGUAGAAGGUGCCUGUAGACACAGAUCUAGGAUCAUCUUAUUAUUCCCUAAAGCCUAACCCAGCACCAUUAUGGUGCAAAAUGCUAAAUUGACCUUAGAUCAGUGUAGAGGGACAACUGCCUCCUACUCCCACUUAGCCUUACUAGAGAUAACCUAUGACCCGUCUAAUGAUAAUGAGACACAUAUUGUAUCUGUCCUGAUUGAAAACAUCCCAAAUUAUUUUGUUGGAGGGCAAAACCCCUUAUGGGCCUUUUAGAUCUUUCAUGAUCACUCAUUGUAGCAAGAAAAACUUGAAAAAGAGGUGUGUGUGUGUGUGUGUGUGUGUGUGACUACAUACAAAAGCUGUUUUGUCCCAUGUGCAGGAGGAAUGCAUGGAGUCUGUCAUGGGUUGUGUCCCAAACGGCACCAUAUUCCCUUUAAAGCCCUGAGCCCUGGUCAGAAGUACACAACCAUGGAGUCAGUCAUCUCAGUGCCUUUGUUGAUAUCUAGAUCUGAUAGAACGCAAUGCAUUCUUCACUACACUGGAAAGAAAAAAGGGUUGGCUGCAGACCUGUGUUCAAAUGCUAUUUGAAAUCAUUCAGAACUAUUGAACUUACCUGGCAAAACCCUGCCCGUCUGGGUUUUGCCAGGUACACUCAAACACUCAAUGUAUUUGAAAGAUUUCAAAUAGUAUUUGAACCCAGGUCUGGUUGGUAGUGUUGCUGCACUCAGAACUAAUGUGUUGUGCACAUGUUAUAUACUACUGCACCAUUAUUAUGGCUGUAGUUUGGAAAGAUUGUAAUGCAUUGAUGUAGAUAUAGUAGCAGAAUCACUGAUGUAGGACUUGGGGUAACAAAAUACAGUGAGGGAAAAAAGUAUUUGAUCCCCUGCUGAUUUUGUACAUUUGCUCACUGACAAAGAAAUGAUCAGUCUAUAAUUUUAAUGGUAGGUUUAUUUGAACAGUGAGAGACAGAAUAACAACAAAAAAAUCCAGAAAUACGCAUGUCAAAAAUGUUAUAAAUUGAUUUGCAUUUUAAUGAGGGAAAUAAGUAUUUGACCCCCUCUCAAUCAGAAAGAUUUCUGGCUCCCAGGUGUCUUUUAUACAGGUAACGAGCUGAGAUUAGGAGCACACUCUUAAAGGGAGUGCUCCUAAUCUCAGUUUGUUACCUGUAUAAAAGACACCUGUCCACAGAAGCAAUCAAUCAAUCAGAUUCCAAACGCUCCACCAUGGCCAAGACCAAAGAGCUCUCCAAGGAUGUCAGGGACAGGAUUGUAGACCUACACAAGGCUGGAAUGGGCUACAAGACCAUCGCCAAGCAGCUUGGUGAGAAAAUGACAACAGUUGGUGCGAUUAUUCACAAAUGGAAGAAACACAAAAGAACUGCCAAUCUCCUUCGGUCUGGGGCUCCAUGCAAGAUCUCACCUCGUGGAGUUGCAAGGAUCAUGAGAACGGUGAGGAAUCAGCCCAGAACUACACGGGAGGAUCUUGUCAAUGAUCUCAAGGCAGCUGGGACCAUAGUACCAAGAAAACAAUUGGUAACACACUACGCCGUGAAGGACUGAAAUCCUGCAGCGCCCGCAAGGUCCCCCUGCUCAAGAAAGCACAUAUACAGGCCCGUCUGAAGUUUGCCAAUGAACAUCUGAAUGAUUCAGAGGAGAACUGGGUGAAAGUGUUGUGGUCAGAUGAGGCCAAAAUCGAGCUCUUUGGCAUCAACUCAACUCGCCGUGUUUGGAGGAGGAGGAAUGCUGCCUAUGACCCCAAGAACACCAUCCCCACCAUCAAACAUGGAGGUGGAAACAUUAUGCUUUGGGGGUGAUUUUCUGCUAAGGGGACAGGACAACUUCACAGCAUCAAAGGGACGAUGGACAGGGCCAUGUACCGUCAAAUCUUGGGUGAGAACCUCCUUCCCUCAGCCAGGGCAUUGAAAAUGGGUCGUGGAUGGGUAUUCCAGCAUGACAAUGACCCAAAACACACAGCCAAGGCAACAAAGGAGUGGCUCAAGAAGAAGCACAUUAAGGUCCUUGAGUGGCCUAGCCAGUCUCCAGACCUUAAUCCCAUAGAAAAUCUGUGGAGGGAGCUGAAGGUUCGAGUUGCCAAACGUCAGGCUCAAAACCUUAAUGACUUGGAGAAGAUCUGCAAAGAGGAGUGGGACAAAAUCCCUCCUGAGAUGUGUGCAAACCUGGUGGCCAACUACAAGAAACGUCUGACCUCUGUGAUUGCCAACAAGGGUUUUGCCACCAAGUGCUAAGUCAUGUUUUGCAGAGGGGUCAAAUACUUAUUUCCCUAAUUAAAAUGCAAAUCAAUUUAUAACAUUUUUGACAUGCAUUUUUCUGGAUUUUGUUGUUGUUAUUCUGUCUCUCACUGUUCAAAUUAACCUACCAUUAAAAUUAUAGACUGAUCAUUUCUUUGUCAGUGGGCAAACUUACAAAAUCAGCAGGGGAUCAAAUACUUUUUUCCCUCACUGUAUGUGAUUCAGUUUCAGUUUUUUUGGGUGUACAUGGUGACUAGAGCAAAGUUCCUGUCCUUUUCUCUGCAAUAGAUUGUGUAAAAACUCCUCCACUCCCUCGUCUCCGUUCUUGUCCCUCUCCCCCUCCUCCCUCCCUCCCUCCUUCCACCCUUCCUGUAUUGCAGUCCUGUCCCAGGAAAAUGGUGACUUUGAUCUGUCUGAUGCCUUGGGGGAUGGCGAUGUCACUAAAGCACGUAAGUACAGAAAGACUUACUGCUGUCUUUUUCCGCACAACCUGGAUUCAUGCUUUGUCUAUAGAAUACAUGGACAAUGCAUUCAGUUGACAAUGUCUUUCUAGCAAGGUUUGCGAAAAUUCCAUUUCAAUUCAGUCAAUUCAGGAAGUAAACUGAAAUUCCAAUUGUUUCUCAUACAGAAACAUUGAUGAAAACUGGAUUUGGAAUUUCAGUUUACUUCCUGAAUUGACUUAAUUUAAAAAUGAUUUAUUCCAACCCUGAUUUCCAGUGUCUGAGUACGAAGCUAUGCAUUCUGUGUAACAUCGUUCUCUUCUCUUUUCCUCAGCAGCAGCAGCAGCCACACCGAAACCCAAACUAUUUCCAUCGGGAGCAGGUAAACGAUCCCAGAUUCACUAAUUAAUCUAGAUAUAGACUAUCUCUGUUAUUGAUUAUAUCUGCCUGUACCGUAGAUACCAUCUAUUAUAUUGGCAGGCAUUUAAGCUGGUAUUGACCACUUGAAAGACUACUAAUAAAGAUGUAGUGUAUGUUUUGCUAUUGAUUAUAUAAGGUUCUAACAUUAGAAAAAGCAGCAUCUACUUCCAAUUCUCCCUAUAUCAGCAUAAUGCAGAUACUGUGUGUGACAAGCUGGCUGAUACCGUGUCAUCUAGAAGGUAUAAAAGAGGAACUGAGAAAUAGUUAUAAAAAUACUUUUAAAAACUGCUGAUUUACACUUCAGCUCCACUAUAGAUGUCGCGUUGCUUUGCCCUCAGCGUCACGUCAAUGUGACGUUCUACCUGCUACACAGUGGGUGUUGUUAUUUCUCAUUAUUUCAAUUCACAAGAAUUCACAUCGACAAUUGAACCUCUGCGAUUCUUGAGCUUGGACGCUGCCAUUGGACGUGAUGCAACGUUAUGGAUGAUUUUCAAGUACAUACAGUGCCCUCCACAAUUAUUGGCACCCCUGUUUAAGAUGUGGUCGAGGACUUCCAAAAAUUCUCAUUUUAAAAAAAAAAACAACAUAGAACCCAAAUGCAAAAAAAGAGAAAAAUCCAACCUUUUAUUUAAGUACAUUACUGGCACCCCUGAUGUUAAUACUUUGUUCAACCCCCUUUUGCCAACAAGACAGCACUUAAUCUCCUCCUAUAACAUUUCACAAGAUUGGAGAACACAGAGAGAGGGAUCUUUGACCAUUCUUCUUUGCACAAUCUUUCUAGAUCAUCCAGUGUCCUGGGUCCUCUCUUAUGCACUCUCCUCUUUAGCUCGCCCCAAAGGUUUUCGAUUGGGUUGAGGUCUGGGGACUGAGAUGGCCAUGGGAGGACCUUGAGUUUGUGACUGCUGAACCAUUUUUGUGUAGAUUUUGCCACAUGUUUUGGAUCAUUAUCCUGCUGAAAGACCCAAUGACGACCCAUCUUCAGCUUUCUGGCAGAGGCCAUCAGGUUUUUAUUUAAAAUGUCCUGGUAGUUCAAAGCGUUCAUAAUGCCAUGCACCCUAACAAGGUUCCUAGGGCCUUUGGAAGAGAAACAGGCCCAUAGCAUCACAGAUCCUCCACCAUACUUCACGGUGGGCAUGAGGUGCUUUUCGGCAUACUCAUCUUUUGUUUUACGCCAGACCCACUUAGAGUGUUUGUUGCCAAAAAGCUCAAUCUUAGUCUCAUCUGACCAAAGCACACGAUCCCAGUUGAAGUCCCAGUGCCGCUUAGCAAACUCCAGACAUUUACGUUUGUGAGUGUUAGUGAGAAAAGGCUUUUUCCUUGCAUGCCUCCCAAACAGCUUGUUGGCAUGUAGAGAGCGUCUGAUGGUUGUUUUGGAGACUUUGUGACCCCAAGAUGCCACUCUUUGAUGCAAUUCUGACAGUGAGCUUAGGACUUUUUUUUACUUCUCUUACCAUCCUCCUCACUGUGCGUUGUGGCAAGAUAAACUUGGUACCUCUUCCAGCCUUGUUUGUCACUGUUCCAGUUAUUUUAAACUUCUUAAUGAUUCCUCUGACUGUAGAUACGGGCAAGUUAAGGCGAGUGGCUAUUUUCUUGUAGCCAUUGCCUGACUUAUGAAGUUCGACACAAAUCUGCCUUACUUGAAUGGUGUGUUCUCUUGUCUUUGCCAUGUUGACAAAUGGGUAAGAGAAUUAGGCCUCUGUGUCACGUCAUAUUUAUACCCCAGGGAAACAGGAAGUCAUGAAUUACUAAUUAAAAGUUCCUAGAUACCCUGACCAACUUUAGCAACUACAGAAAAAUAUAUUUAAAAAAAAAUCAAUUAACAUUUUCAGUGGAAUUGUUAGGGGUGCCAAUAAUUGUGGGACACAUGAUUUCAAGUUUAUUUUUUUCUAAAUGUGUGAUUUUUUUUUUUACCACCAAAGUAAUGUACUUAAAUAAAAGGUUGGAUUUAUUUUUUUUUGCAUUUGGGUUCUAUGUUGUUUUAAAAAAACUUAGAAUUUUUGGAAGUCCUCGACCACAUCUUAAACAGGGGUGCCAAUAAUAGUGGAGGGCACUGUAUGUUGUAGAAUUAAACACCUAUAUGCCUUAAAAUGUUUAUGGAUUGAGAACCAGUUGAAGGGUUAAUACAGAACAGAGACAUUUAUGUGUUUUUCAUAAACUCCCUGCAGCUGGUCUGGGUAUGUCAAUGACAUGUGAUGGCUGUGUGGAGAUUGGAGUAACAAUGGACCUAGUGUUAUCAUUUGUUUUGCUUAUGACCCUAUGACCUGACACAUGGCCACAUGCACAUAAUCUCAAGGGCCAGGGAGGAUGGUAAAUGAUAAAUGCCUUAAUGUAUGUACGUGUAUUAUUUGUAAAGAAAGGGUCUGCAACCAUAUAAUGAGAUUAGGGAAAGGGUCUGCUACCAAUAUAGUGAGAUUAGGGAAGAGGCUUCUUGUGGAAAAGCGCCCAUGACCUUUUGGAGUAAAUUACAGGUGACAUCUGGACGUUGAAAGAUAAGGGUAGAGUGGCACUAAAAUAAGUUAAUCAUUUGCCCUAAGGGGAGGGACUGUAUAUGCUAUGUAACAUGAUUAUGCAUUUGUGUGUAUAAAAGGGAGCUCUAAGCCAAAGAGAGACAGUUGUUGCUCCAUGAAGCAAGCUCGGCUUUGUUAUGCAAAUAAUAUUUUUAAAUUGACUACUUUUUGAGUCAAAUAUUUCUACGACAACGUGAGCGCAACACGGGCAGUAUAGCAGCUUUCAUUGAGUUCAAAGGAUGCGUUCCCUUGAUGGCUGAUGGCAAUGCCAGACGCCCGGUGGCUGUAGUGUCGCAGGGCCGUUACAAAGUAAACGCACAUGGCUGGUGGUUAAAACAAAUGGCUCUCCCACAGUCAGGAAACAUGUUUUCAAGAAAACACAGGCCCUGGUUACACAUUGCAGGCACCUGUGCCAAUGAGCAAUGCAAUACAACAGGCAAUGAUAGAGAUCAGGUUAUGGAUUAAAUGAAUGAAUUGACACAGAAAAUAAAUAACAUUGCAUGACAAUAAUCGACGGUUUAAAAAUGUCCAUAAAUACUUUGAAUCCAUAUACACUGCUCAAAAAAAUAAAGGGAACACUAAAAUAACACAUCCUAGAUCUGAAUGAAUGAAAUAAUCUUAUUAAAUACUUUUUUCUUUACAUAGUUGAAUGUGCUGACAACAAAAUCACACAAAAAGUAUCAAUGGAAAUCAAAUGUAUCAACCCAUGGAGGUCUGGAUUUGGAGUCACCCUCAAAAUUAAAGUGGAAAACCACACUAAAGGCUGAUCCAACUUUGAUGUAAUGUCCUUAAAACAAGUCAAAAUGAGGCUCAGUAGUGUGUGUGGCCUCCACGUGCCUGUAUGACCUCCCUACAACGUCUGGGCAUGCUCCUGAUGAGGUGGCGGAUGGUCUCCUGAGGGAUCUCCUCCCAGACCUGGACUAAAGCAUCAGCCAACUCCUGGACAGUCUGUUGGUGGAUGGAGCGAGACAUGAUGUCCCAGAUGUGCUCAAUUGGAUUCAGGUCUGGGGAACGGGCGGGCCAGUCCAUAGCAUCAAUGCCUUCCUCUUGCAGGAACUGCUGACACACUCCAGCCACAUGAGGUCUAGCAUUGUCUUGCAUUAGGAGGAACCCAGGGCCAACCGCACCAGCAUAUGGUCUCACAAGGGGUCUGAGGAUCUCAUCUCGGUACCUAAUGGCAGUCAGGCUACCUCUGGCGAGCACAUGGAGGGCUGUGUGGCCCCCCCAAAGAAAUGCCACCCCACACCAUGACUGACCCACCGCCAAACCGGUCAUGCUGGAGGAUGUUGCAGGCAGCAGAACGUUCUCCACGGCGUCUCCAGACUCUGUCACAUCUGUCACAUGUGCUCAGUGUGAACCUGCUUUCAUCUGUGAAGAGCACAGGGCGCCAGUGGUGAAUUUGCCAAUCUUGGUGUUCUCUGGCAAAUGCCAAACGUCCUGCACGGUGUUGGGCUGUAAGCACAACCCCCACCUGUGGAUGUCGGUCCCUCAUACCACCCUCAUGGAGUCUGUUUCUGACCGUUUGAGCAGACACAUGCACAUUUGUGGCCUGCUGGAGGUCAUUUUGCAGGGCUCUGGCAGUGCUCCUCCUGCUCCUCCUUGCACAAAGGCGGAGGUAGCGGUCCUGCUGCUGGGUUGUUGCCCUCCUAUGGCCUCCUCCACGUCUCCUGAUGUACUGGCCUGUCUUCUGGUAGCGCCUCCAUGCUCUGGACACUACGCUGACAGACACAGCAAACCUUCUUGCCACAGCUCGCAUUGAUGUGCCAUCCUGGAUGAGCUGCACUACCUGAGCCACUUGUGUGGGUUGUAGACUCCGUCUCAUGCUACCACUAGAGUGAAAGCACCGCCAGCAUUCAAAAGUGACCAAAACAUCAGCCAGGAAGCAUAGGAACUGAGAAGUGGUCUGUGGUCACCACCUGCAAAACCAGUCCUUCAUUGGGGGGUGUCUUGCUAAUUGCCUAUAAUUUCCACCUGUUGUCUAUUCCAUUUGCACAAUAGCAUGUGAAAUGUAUUGUCAAUCAGUGUUGCUUCCUAAGUGGACAGUUUGAUUUCACAGAAGUGUGAUUGACUUGGAGUUACAUUGUGUUGUUUAAGUGUUCCCUUAAUUUUGCAGUGUAUUUAAAAGAGUAAUUUAGUCCAUAGUGAAGGGCUCUCCUUCACAUUUCCUCCCCCUUGUCCAGUUUCACAAAGCUUGCAUCAGUGAGACAGGAAGAGAAACAGCCACCCGUGUAGUUGCCAUCGAGUUCAAUUGAAUUACUGUUCAACCUUCACCUUGCUAUAGUGCAUACUGAAUGAAAAGUCCCACAUGACCACAUCCCCUCCAGAUUCUGGAACACAACUCCCCUUCCAUACUAGGGCUAUACAUAGCUUCCCCUUCAUGCAAUCAAAGCCCUGCGGGCCAGGACAUUACACCUGGGACAGGGCUACAGGCAGGCUGUACUGGACCUCUGGGUUGUAAUCAAUGGGCGCCUGGACCGGUGCUCCCUCCAGGCAGUAGCAGCAAACAUUUACCCCAACCAAACAAGGGGUUUUCCCUGCUGCUCCUAUACCAGGCUCUGCUGCUCUCCUCAGGGCUCAGCAACCGUCUACUUCUGCCCCUCCUGGACUCUCCUCCAAUGGAACACUGGCACCGUGGUUAGCUGACCUCCUCUGCUGCUGGUCUGCAUCCUCAGGACUGUAUCUGCUCGAGGCCUCUUGGCUGUUAAUUCAGUCCAUCCUGGAACCUCAGUCUUGACAUCUUCUAAAAACCUAUUAAAACCAUAGGUCACCCCAAAGGAUAGGGGCUAAUCCCAAUUCUGACACCAAAUGUGACAAGCUGGCCGAUACCUUCUCAUCUAAAAGGCAUAAAAGUGGAACUGAGAAAUAAAUAGAUGUAAAAUUACUUCAUUUAUUUUUAAAACUGCAGACGUGCAAAGUAGACUUCUUCUUCGAUUAGGUUUUACGGCAGUUGGCAUCCAAUAUACAUUAUGUUGCAUUACUGCCACCAACUAGACUUGGGUAUGAACCCAUUAUACUUUGCGCCACAAAAUACGGUCUGAAAGGACGGGAUCCCACCACACAAUCUGCCUCCUUUGCACCGGAUACUUCUGAUCCACAGCACCAUGGGCACCCCUACAAGUAACACAUACCACUUCUUAAUAAUCACAAUAAUCUACGGUUUAAAAAUGUCAAUAAAUACUUUGAAUCCAUAUAUUUGAAAAUAGUAAUUUAGUCCACCAUGAAGGGCUCCCCUUCAUACUGUGUGGAUGCCUACUUUUUACCCUCUACUGUAACUACAGUGCCUUCAGAAGGUAUUCAUACCCCUUGACUUAUUCCACAUUUUGUUGUGUUACAGCCUGAAUUCAAAAUGGACUAAAUAUAUUUUUUCCUCACCCAUCUACACACAAUACCCCAUAAUGACAAAGUGAAAACAUGUUUUUAGAAAUAUUAGCACAUUUAUUGAAAAUGAAAUACAUAAAUAUCUAAUUUACUUAGGUAUUCACACCCCUGACUCAAUACAUGUUAGAAUCACCUUUGGCAGUGAUUACAGCUGUGAGUUUUUCUGGGUAAGUGUCACGUCGUCGUAUUGAACAGACCAAGGCGCAGCGUGAUGAACGAACAUGUUUAACUUUAUUAUCUUUAGUGAUAAUAGAACACAAUCAACAAAACAAGAAACGACUCGUGAAGUCCACGGUAACAAUGACCGAACACGGAACAAGAACCCACAAACACAAAGGGAAAAUAGACAGUAUAAAUAUGGCUCCCAAUCAGAGACAACCAACGACAGCUGACACUCGUUGCCUCUGAUUGGGAGUCACUCUAGCCAACAUAGAAAUAAACACACCAGAAUUACCAACAUAGAAAUAAACACAUAGAAUGAAUACACCCUGGCUCAACAUAUAGAGUCCCAGAGCCAGGGUGUGACAGUACCCCCCCCUAAAGGCGCGGACUGCGACCGUGCCUCAACUUGAACAAAACAGGGGAGGGCUUGGCGGGCAUACCUCCUCGGCGGCGGUUCUGGCUCCGGCCUUGACCACCACCCUCCAAUACACCCCCCAUAGCGCCCCUGGUCCAGUCUGGCCCCGCCGGCUGGAGCUGAACUGGACUUAGCAGGAGCGGUUAGCUUCAGCUCCAUAGUGGAGCAGUUGACCGGUACCUUCCCAGGCACCGGUGGCCCAGGCACGGGUUGUGCUGGACUGACGACGCGCACCCCUGGCCUGGUGCGUGGAGGAGGAACGGGCCUUACCAGGCUGACGACUCGCACCCCUGGCUUGGUGCAUGGAGGAGGGACGGGCCUUACCAGGCUGACGACUCGCACCCCUGGCUUGGUGCGUGGAGGAGGAACGGGCCUUACCAGGCUGACGUCUCGCACCCCUGGCUUAGUGCGAGUGGCAGGAACAGGCCGGGCCGGGCUGGCGACGCGCACCAUAUACUUGGUGCGAGUGGCAGGAACAGGCCGGGCCGGGCUGGCGACGCGCACCGUAUACUUGGUGUGAGUGGCAGGAACAGGCCAGGCCGGGCUGGCGACGCGCACCGUAGACUUGGUGCGAGUGGCAGGAACAGGCCGGGCCGGGCUGGCGACGCGCACCGUAUACUUGGUGCGAGUGGCAGGAACAGGCCGGGCCGGGCUGGCGACGCACACCGUAGACUUGGUGCGAGUGGCAGGAACAGGCCGGGCCGGGCUGGCGACGCGCACCGUAUACUUGGUGCGAGUGGCAGGAACAGGCCGGGCCGGGCUGGCGACGCGCACCGUAGACUUGGUGCGUGGAGCAGGGACAGGCCGGACUGGGCUGGCGACGCACACCGUAGGCUUGGUGCGUGGAGCAGGGACAGGCCGGGCUGGGCUGUCGACGCACACCGUAGGCUUGGUGCGUGGAGCAGGGACAGGCCGGGCUGGGCUGUCGACGCACACCGUAGGUUUGGUGCGUGGAGCAGGGACAGGCCGGACCGGGCUGGCGACGCACACCGUAGGCUUGGUGCGUGGAGCAGGGACAGGCCGGACCGGGCUGGCGACGCGCACCGUAGACUUGGUGCGUGGAGCAGGGACAGGCCGGACUGGGCUGGCGACGCACACCGUAGGCUUGGUGCAUGGAGCAGGGACAGGCCGGGCUGGGCUGUCGACGCACACCGUAGGCUUGGUGCGUGGAGCAGGGACAAGCCGGACCGGGCUGGCGACGCAUACCGUAGGCUUGGUGCGUGGAGCAGGGACUGGCCGGACUGGGCUGGCGACGCACACCGUAGGCUUGGUGCGUGGAGCAGGGACAGGCCGAACCGGGCUGUGGAGACGGAUAGGAGACCUGGAGUGAAGAGCGGCCACAACCCGUCCUGGCUGAAUGCCUACCCUCACACACUCUGUGUGAGGCAUCCGCACAGGACGUACAGGGCGGUGUAUCCGUAACCUGGUGGCCUUCUGAAUCCGCCCCUUUUCUGCCUCCGUCAGCCCCGUCGUCCAUGCCGUGUGCCCCCCCUAAACAUUUUCUGGGGUUGCCUCUCGCCUGUCCGACGUUGACCCGUUUGGCGCCGCUGCUCCUCUCUACGGCGCGCCUCCACCGUCUCUUCUCCCGGCGCUUCCUCCCAUGUCCAGCCCAAGAGCUGCCCCUGGACACGCUGCUUGGUCGUUGCAUGGUGGGUUCUUCUGUCACGGUCGUCGUAUUGAACAGACCAAGGCGCAGCGUGAUGAACGAACAUGUUUAACUUUAUUAUCUUUAGUGAUAAUAGAACACAAUCAACAAAACAAGAAACGACUCGUGAAGUCCACGGUAACAAUGACCGAACACGGAACAAGAACCCACAAACACAAAGGGAAAAUAGACAGUAUAAAUAUGGCUCCCAAUCAGAGACAACCAACGACAGCUGACACUCGUUGCCUCUGAUUGGGAGUCACUCUAGCCAACAUAGAAAUAAACACACCAGAAUUACCAACAUAGAAAUAAACACAUCGAAUGAACACACCCUGGCUCAACAUAUAGAGUCCCAGAGCCAGGGUGUGACAGUAAGUCUCUACAGUGAGGGAAAAAAGUAUUUGAUCCCGUUGCUGAUUUUGAACGUUUGCCCACUGACAAAGAAAUGAUCAGUCUAUAAUUUUAAUGGUAGGUUUAUUUGAACAGUGAGAGACAGAAUAACAACAAAAUAAUACAGAAAAACGCAUGUCAAAAAUGUUAUAAAUUGAUUUGCAUUUUAAUGAGGAAAAUAAGUAUUUGACCCCCUCUCAAUCAGAAAUAUUUCUGUCUCUCAGGUUUAUUUUAUACAGGUAACGAGCUGAGAUUAGGAGCUCUUAAAGGGAGUGCUCCUAAUCUCAGUUUGUUACCUGUAUAAAAGACACCUGUCCACAGAAGCAAGCAAUCAAUCAAUCAGAUUCCAAACUCUCCACCAUGGCCAAGACCAAAGAGCUCUCUAAGGAUGUCAGGGACAAUAUUGUAGACCUACACAAGGCUGGAAUGGGCUACAAGACCAUCGCCAAGCAGCUUAGUGAGAAGGUGACAACAGUUGGUGCGAUUAUUCGCAAAUGGAAGAAACAUAAAAUAACUGUCAAUCUCCCUCGGCCUGGGGCUCCAUGCAAGAUCUCACCUCGUGGAGUUGCAAUGAUCAUGAGAACGGUUAGGAAUCAGCCCAGAACUACACGGGAGGAUCUUGUCAAUGAUCUCAAGGCAGCUGGGACCAUAGUCACCAAGAAAACAAUUGGUAACACACUACGCCGUGAAGGACUGAAAUCCUGCAUCGCCCGCAAGGUCCCCCUGCUCAAGAAAGCACAUAUACAGGCCCUUCUGAAGUUUGCCAAUGAACAUCUGAAUGAUUCAGAGGAGAACUGGGUGAAAGUGUCGUGGUCAGAUGAGACCAAAAUCGAGCUCUUUGGCAUCAACUCAACUCGCCGUGUUUGGAGGAGGAGGAAUGCUGCCUAUGACCCCAAGAACACCAUCCCCACCAUCAAACAUGGAGGUGGAAACAUUAUGCUUUGGGGGUGUUUUUCUGCUAAGGGGACAGGACAACUUCACCGCAUCAAAGGGACGAUGGACGGCGCCAUGUACCGUCAAAUCUUGGGUGAAAACCUCCUUCCCUCAGCCAGGGCAUUGAAAAUGGGUCGUAUAUGGGUAUUCCAGCAUGACAAUGACCCAAAACACACGGCCAAGGCAACAAAGGAGUGGCUCAAGAAGAAGAACAUUAAGGUCCUGGAGUGGCCUAGCCAGUCUCCAGACCUUAAUCCCAUAGAAAAUCUGUGGAGGGAGCUGAAGGUUCGAGUUGCCAAACGUCAACCUCGAAACCUUAAUGACUUGGAGAAGAUCUGCAAAGAGGAGUGGGACAAAAUCCCUCAUGAGAUGUGUGCAAACCUGGUGGCCAACUACAAGAAACGUCUGACCUCUGUGAUUGCCAACAAGGGUUUUGCCACCAAGUACUAAGUCAUGUUUUGCAGAGGGUUCAAAUACUUAUUUCCCUCAUUAAAAUGCAAAUCAAUUCAUAACAUUUUUGACAUGCGUUUUUCUGGAUUUUUUUGUUGUUAUUCUGUCUCUCACUGUUCAAAUAAACCUACCAUUAAAAUUAGACUGAUCAUUUCUUUGUCAGUGGUCAAACGUACAAAAUCAGCAGGGGAUCAAAUACUUUUUUCCCUCACUGUAGGCCACUCAGAAACAUUAAAUGUCGUCUUGGUAACCAACUCCAGUGUAUAUUCUGCCUUGUGUUUUAGGUUAUUGUCCUGCUGAAAGGUGAAUUUGUCACCCAGUGUCUGUGUUGGAUUUGCCCCAAACAUAGCACUUUGUAUUCAGGACAUAGAGUUAAUUUCUUUGCCACAUUUUCUGCAGUUUUACUUUAGUGCCUUAUGCAUGUUUUGUAAUAUUUUAGUAUUUACACUCUUCCUUCUUUUCACUCUGUCAUUCAGGUUAGUAUUGUGGAGUAACUACAAUGUUGUUGAUCCAUCCUCAGUUUUCACCUAUCACAGCCAUUAAGCUCUGUAACGAUUUUAAAGUCACUUUUGGGACUCUGGCAACGGAGUUAGGAAGGACGCCUCUAUCUUUGUAGUGACUUGUUAAGCACACUUAAACCUAUUUAGGCUUGGCAUAACAAAGGGGUUGAAAACUUGUUGACUCAAGACAUUUCAGCCUUACAUUUUUUAUUAAUUUGUAAACAUUUCAAAAACAUCAUUCCACUUUGACAUUAUGGGGUAUUGUGUGUAUUUUUUAUUUUUAUUUAUUUUUUAUGCCAUUUAGCAGACGCUUUUAUCCAAAGCGACUUACAGUCAUGUGUGCAUACAUUUUUACAUAUGGGUGGUCCCGGGGAUCGAACCCACUACCCUGGCGUUACAAGCGCCAUGCUCUACCAAUUGAGCUACAGAGGACCACAGGCCAGUGACAAAAAAUCUCAAUUGAAUCCAAUUUCAAUUCAGGCUGUAACACAACAAAAUGUGGAAAACUCUAUUUCCCCCAGCUCUUUUUACUUAUUUACAUUUACAUUUUAGUCACUUAUUUUUUCUUUUUUGAGUUUACGGCACCUGGUAUUCCCAAGCUGUCUCCCGUCCCAGUACUAAUCAGGCCCGACCCUGAACAGGCGGGUUCAGGGUGGUAUGGCCACAAUCGUAUUUUGUUUACCUCGUUUUCUCCCUGAAUUUGGUCCCUUGGCUCAUCUCUGUGUGAAUACUUUCUGAAGGGACCAAUACCCCUACUUACCAGAUGCAUGAAAAUAAUUCCUAGUGCAAAUUUAGACAAAUAAAAAAGACUAAUAGGUGGCCGGGCACAAAGCGGUUAAAUAAUCUACAUCUCUUAAGCAGGUAGGCAUUAAUAGGUAUGUUAUACAUGGGCAUUGUCUUGACGUGUAUCUAAUCUAGCCAUGGUUUGACUGUACUGACUUCAGUCAUUUUGAUGUUGUGUUCUUCAGACCUGGACCUGUUAGACUUCUUUGGAGAAGGAGAGAAGAUUACCACCACCAAAGCUCCUUCUAAGGUUCCUCCUAAAGUCCCAGCCACCAAGACCCCGCUCAAACCCAAACCCAAACCAGGUGAGACAUGAGGGAAGAAACCACCAUAACAUUCAGGCUUUCUAAUCAGACCCUUUACACUUAACAAGUGAAUGGAGAAAUCCCUGCAACUGCCUGCUUACUAAACCAGCAUGCAUUAAGUCUCUCGUUUAGGAGAGUAUUUUACCCCAAGUGACUCACAAGUAGGCUAUGUAGAAGACAUGUGGUGUACUUAGCAAAUGUAAUGGCUACAGUAGGCAGACGUAGUGUAGAGUCAGCCAAUUCUGCUUGUCAAUAGAUAUUGAUAAUAAGCUAAAAGUCAGUCUUGGGUUUGAGUCAGCUGGAACAGUUGCUGGGUAAACUAUUGACAACAAAGUCUAGACAAUGGUUAAGAUGGAUCACUACACUCAAACCAUUUGAGAACCACUGCUAUAAGAUACCAUGGUACCAUCAACACAUGUAUGUCUGAACCUCUCUUGUGAAAAAGGCUGUCCCUUAUUUGUUAGUCAUAGUCUUGCCCUUGCACCCCUUGUUAAUGUUGUGCAGAGGAGGCUGGUGAGAGGAGCUAUAGGAAGACGGGCUCGUUGUAAUGGCUGGAAUGGAAUAAAUGGAACAGAGUCAAACAUGUGGUUUUCGUGUGUUUGAUGUGUUUGGUACCAUUCCAUUGAUUCCAUUCCAGCCAUUACAAUGAGCCCGUCCUCCUAUAGCUCUUCCCACCAGCCUCCUCUGAUGUUGUGGUAUUAACGUGUAUGUAAAUUUGCAGUCCCCAUACUAUUCUAAGAUCAUCUCUAGCUAAAUCCCCUGCACCUCACAAGCACCUCUACUAUAGUACUGUAUGGGAUUCCAUUAACCCUACUAGCUAUCCCUAGAGUGAUCACAACACUAACAGAUCUGUACAGAACUUCCUAACACUACUUAAACAAAGGGCUAGAUUCAACCCGGAGCGUGGAAGAGCCGCGUUAUAGCGUGAUUUACAUUUAAAGGGGAUUUCCGAUUGAGCCGGCAUAUGCAGCGUUUACUGUGAAUGCAGUCCCUGCGAACGCGGAAACAUUGCCUUUAAAUUCCAAUCACGCUAUAGCCAAAUCUUCCACGCUCUGGACUGAAUCUAGUCCUAUGCCUUGCAUUAAACCUAGCCUGGUUCAACCAGACUGAACGCUAACUAGGCUAUACUAACUCCUGAGCACUCACUACACUAACAGAUAACACCCAGGCUGAUUUUGACUUUGGGCCCAGCCUCCGCCCGGGCCUGCUCCCCCGCGCCACCAAGGGCCCACGUAACCCACCUAGGCCCCAGCCCGGUUGGUACCGCUACCGCUUAACGAACAGACUUGGGUUCAAAUACUAUUCGAAAUGCUUCUUUGGACUAUUCUAUUGGUCCAUUAAGCUAGGCAAGCACAAACAAGCACGGAUAAAGUAUUUCAAAUUAUUUUGAAUAGCAUUUGAACCCAGGUCUGUUAAUGAACCAUUCCCAUUCCAUAAUUAGAACCACCAUCCCACCCUCCUGUUGUUUUCACAUCUGUGUAUACUACUUUUGACCAGGCCCAUAUUUGGGGAACAGGGUGCCAUUUCAGAUGCAGCCUAUGUAUCAUUAUCAAUAUACAUGUAUAUUUCCAUUGUCUUACAUCAUGUAGCACGACUCCCGUCUGCACUGUUGGUUGAAGGACUAGCGCUGCUAAUGGGUGACGUAUGGCUCUUGUCGGAAGACAAUGCCUAUGUCCCAUCAGUCUAAAACAGAGGUGUAGAAAUACAGAGUUUGGCAAACUCAGUUUGAGAUUUUAGGCACCAUUUUGACACCAGAUGUUCCAUGCAUUCUAAUUAGAAUGCAGAUUAGAAUGUUAAUGUCAUGGAACGUUUGGAUCCGACAUGGAGGCUAGUUUGCCAAAAUCUCUAUACAAUAUCAAUGGCUCUGGUCUAAACUAGCUUCCUUGUUCCUGGUCUCUGCUUUGCCUCAUGAACACUGAUCUGAUUGGACUGGACAGAUGACAACUCCUAAUGGUUAUAAUGGGGGAGAGGAGAUGAAGAAAUUAGAUGAGGAAAGGAAGCAAGAUAAGAUUAUUGGAACACACUCCAUGUCUAUACAUUCACACACAUUAUAGUGGUAUCUUGUCUGCAUCAAUGACAUCUUGUUCUCCUAUAGCACACCAUUGUAGACACACUGUAGGCACACACACCAUGUUGUUUACAUAUUGUUGCUGUUGUUGUGUGUCUGUUGUCUGUUGUCACACAUGUUGUUGUGUGUGUAUCUGUUGUGUUUUGAGUCAGUAUCUUCGUUUCGCUGUUUGGCUUUUGAGCUAUGGAACACUGUCACAUUCUGGAAUGCAACCAAGUGACCAAACAACAGUUUGACCUUUGAAUGACCUUUGGACCUAUUUAGUAUGUAUCCAAUCCCUAAAUGUCUUGUUGUCCUUAUUUGUGGUCAUUGUAUGUUUGUGUAUUUGUUGUAUACAACAGCUUGUUGUAUAUUGCUCUAUCGCAAGAAUGCUUGGUAUAUUGUGACGUACAGUUGAAGUCAGAAGUUUACAUACACUUAGGUUGGAGUCAUUAAAACUUGUUUUUCAACCACUCCACACAUUUCUUGUUAACAAACUAUAAUAAUAUAAUAAUAAUAUGCCAUUUAGCAGACACUUUUAUCCAAAGCGACUUACAGUCAUAGUUUUGACAAGUCGGUUAGGACAUCUACUUUGUGCAUGACACAAGUAAUUUUUCCAACAAUUGUUUGCAGACUAUUUCACUUAUAAUUCACUGUAUCACAAUUCCAGGGGGUCAGAAGUUUACAUACACUAAGUUUACUGUGCCUUUAAACAGCUUGGAAAAUUCCAGAAAAUGAUGUCAUUGCUUUAGAAAGUUCUGACAGGUGUACCUGUGGAUGUAUUUCAAGGCCUACCUUCAAACUCAGUGCCUCUUUGCUUGACAUCAUGGGAAAAUCCAAAGAAAUCAGCCAAGACCUCAGGAAAAAAUUGUAGACCUCCACAAGUCUGGUUCAUCCUUGGGAGCAAUUUCCAAAUGCCUGAAGGUACCACUUUCAUCUGUACAAACAAUAGUACGCAAGUAUAAACACCAUGGGACCACGCAUACCGCUCAGGAAGGAGACGCGUUCUGUCUCCUAGAGAUUAACGUACUUUGGUGCGAAAAGUGCAAAUCAAUCCCAGAACAACAGCAAAGGACCUUGUGAAGAUGCUUGAGGAAACAGGUACAAAAGUAUCUAUAUCCACUGUAAAAACGAGUCCUAUAUCGACAUAACCUGAAAGGCCGCUCAGCAAGGAAGAAGCCACUGCUCCAAAACCGCCAUAAAAAAGCCAGACUACGGUUUGCAACUGCACAUGGGGACAAAGAUCGUACUUUUUGGAGAAAUGUCCUCUGGUCUGAUGAAACAAAAAUAGAACUGUUUGGCCAUAAUGACCAUCGCUAUGUUUGGAGGAAAAAGGGGGUACUUGCAAGCCGAAGAACACCAUCCCAACCGUGAAGCACGGGGUGGCAGCAUCAUGCUGGGGGGGUGCUUUGCUACAGGAGGUACUGGUGCACUUCACAAAAUAGAUGGCAUCAUGAGGAAGGAAAAUUAUGUGGAUAUAUUGAAGCAACAUCUCAAGACAUCAGUCAGGAAGUUAAAGCUUGGUCGCAAAUGGGUCUUCCAAAUGGACAAAGACCCCAAGCAUACUUCCAAAGUUGUGGCAAAAUGGCUUAAGGACAACAAAGUCAAGGUAUUGGAGUGACCAUCACAAAGCCCUGACCUCAAUCCUAUAGAACAUUUGUGGGCAGAACUGAAAAGGCGUGUGCGAGCAAGGAGGCCUAAAAACCUGACUCAGUUACACCAGCUCUGUCAGGAGGAAUGGGCCAAAAUUCACCCAACUUAUUGUGGGAAGCUUGUAGAAGGCUACCCGAAAUGUUUGACCCAAGUUAAACAAUUUAAAGGCAAUGCUACCAAAUACUAAUUGAGUGUAUGUACACUUCUGACCCACUGGGAAUGUGAUGAAAGAAAUAAAAGCUGAAAUAAAUCAUUCUCUCUACUAUCAUUCUGAUAUUUCACAUUCUUAAAAUAAAGUGGGGAUCCUAACUGACCUAAGACAGGGAAUUGUUACUAGGAUUAAAUGUCAGGAAUUGUGGAAAAACUGAGUUUAAAUGUAUUUGGCUAAGGUGUAUGUAAACUUACGACUUCAACUGUAAUUCUAGCCUAAGUGCAUGUUUGGCUUGACAUUAACCAAUGGAGUUGGCAAGAGCACAAACAGAUUUUGGACCAGGCUAACAGAAGCCACUUCUGCAGUGGUUUCCUCUCGGUUGAGGUGUGCUAGAUGCCCUAACGCAUCGUAGCAAUGGUUUGUUCAGCUUCAACUUUGACUAACUUUCCCCAAAUUUCCUGGUUUUCCAGAAAUCCCGGUUGGAAGAUUCCCAGAAUAAGGAGAGAAUAAGCACGAAAUCCGUAAUCCUCCAAUGAGGAUUUCUGGAAAACCUGGGUAUUUUGGGAAAGUUACCAUCAUUUUGCAACUCUACCUUUGACCCCUGACCUGUGACCUCUCCCUGCAGCCAGUGAUGAGUUUGACCUGAGUGAUGCUCUGGACCCCAACAACGACAUUGGUGGGAAGGACAAGAACAAGGGACAAGCAGGUUACCCGUUAUUUAUUAUUUGUGUAUUUAAGUGUUUUGUAUUUUUUGUUAAUUUGUUUAUUUAUUUUUGUUUGUUUGUAUAUUACAUACUUAUAGUGGGGGUUUGCAAUAGGUAUGGUACAGGGCUGGUACCAGAACGAAUCAGUUGGAAGGGCAUUUGAUUUCCAAAGGGGGGCUCGCUUUUUCACGGGACCUCCUAUGUGUGAACGAGCUUGGCAGGAACACAACCAGUCAAGAUGUUUUCAUCUGAUUGUCAAACAAAUCACUUAAAAAAGUAGGUUACCUUCGCACAUUCUUCCAAAAUAAGCCAAGCAUCCGAACAGCUCAUUCGCCAACUUUCCUUCAAUUCGCAAGUGGCUGAAACUAUCUCACUGGAGAAAGCAUCCGAUCGAGCGAAACAGCACCCUUCUGUCUUACUAUAUGUAGCCCAUGUAUCUGAUGCUGUCUGACCUUGUCAUACUAUUUUUGGCCAGACAGCAUCGGAUACAUGGGCUACAUUUAGUAACUAAUCAAAAGAGAACCAUCGCACUCUCUCAGAAGCUUGGCUGGUGCGUAAAACCCGCGAAUUCAGAUAAACAAAGACGUGUAAUGGGUUCGCACUCAAAAAUAUUAUUCAAUGUUUUAUAAAUUUUUUACUGCAUCAGGGAUAGCGUACACAGACGUUUCGGCUUUACAGCCUUCUUCAGUGCGUAGGUACAAUUUUCUUUCAUUCAAAACAGCAUUUGUAAAGAUCAACAGAUGAGCAGCAGGUGCAUCUAAUCAGGGUUGCCACUCAUCUGCCAAUCAGGGUUGUGGCUUUUCUGGUCUAGCUGUAUACAAAUUAGUCACAAAGAGAUACAGAAUUAUAGGGUAUGGGAGCGGGCAUGAAGGGCAACUCACAAAUCAAUUGCCCCAGGUGUCCGCUCACCUAAAAACAUCACAUCAAUUCAUGAGACAGCCCACCACAAAGGAGAUCAGGCAAAGCCGUUCAUAAGUAUGUGGGGCCAACACAUAAAUGAUAUGCAAAAUCUGAUAUGGACAGUGUUCUUGUAUAACAGUCUAAAUGUGGCUUAUAGGAAGGAGGCAAAAUUGAAUUAUUCAUUUAAACCAUGUGGAGAUACAGAAUUGAAUGUAUAUAUCCACAUGGCUUCUCUUUGGAGUAAUUUGUUGUCAUAGUCACCUCUACGUGGUGGAUGAACUUUUUCGAUCAUGAAGGUGGAUUCUGGAAAGCAGAACUUAAAAAGGAGUCUGAUGAUAAUGUGCCAAUGGUUAUUGACAAUAGACUUGAUGCCAUUACAGCUAUCAUUGAAAGUAUAGAGUUGAAAGAAAACAGUUUAUUCUCAAGCGGAAACGCUCAAGGAGAGAAUUUUAUUGUCUAUCAUAUUCUUCAUCUGUGUCGCAGUCUAUUAAGUUGGCUAACUGGUAAACCUCUUUUUAGGGGGAGAGGGUGAUAACUAUCAGCUGUCAAUAUAGUAUUUUCUGUAAACUGUAGUACUUAGAGAUUGUCCCUUCUUUGUAACAAGGACAUCUAAGAAAUGUAUAGGUUAAUGUUAUUUUCCAUAGUGAAGGAAAUUGAUUGUACUCUAGAGUUAAUGUAGUUAAGAAAUUCAUUUAAUUUCAUUUCGGAACCCGUCCAGAUCAUAAAUCAAUAAUCUAUAUAGCUGGUCCAAUAUUUAACCUAAUCUUUGUAAGGAUUAUUUUCGUAAAUAAAAUCCAAUUCGAAUUUCCCCAUAAAGAGAUUUGCAUAGUUAAUGGAGCUAAUGGAGUUCACAUUGCUGUUCCAAAAGUCUGUAGAUAGUAAUAUUUAUAUUUGUUGGGAUAUAGCGAUGAGACAUUAAGAGUGAUUAACCAAUCUCCUUCACUAAUAACUGGUAUACUUUGUAGUUUCAGUAGUAGAAUUGCUAUUUUGAAUUAAAGAAAACUGUACCUACACGCUGAAGAAGGCUGUAAAGCCGAAACGCCUGUGUACGCUAUCCCUGAUGCAGUGAAAAUAAUAAAAACAUUGAAUAAUGAAGUAAGCUUUAUGCGACAUACAGAACCAGUCAAAAGUUUGGACACACCUACUAAUUAAAAACAUUGAAUAAUGAAGUAAGCUUAAUGCGACAUACAGAACCAGUCAAAAGUUUGGACACACCUACUCCUUCCAGGGUUUUUCUUUACUUUGACUAUUUUCUACAUUGUAGAAUAAUAGUGAAGACAUCAGAACUAUGAAAUAACAGAUAUGGAAUCAUGUAGUUACCAAAAAAGUGUUAAACAAAUCAAAAUAUAUUUUAUAUUUGAGAUUCUUCAAAUAGCCAAUGUAGCUACCCUUUGCCUUGAUGACAGCUUUGCACACUCUUGGCAUUCUCUCAACCAGCUUCAUCUGGAAUGCUUUUCCAACCGUCUUGAAGGAGUUCCAACAUAUGCUGAGCACUUGUUGGCUGCUUUUCCUUCACUCUGCGAUCCGACUCAUCCCAAACCAUCUCAAUUGGGUUGAGGUCGGGGGAUUGUGGAGGCCAGGUCAUCUGAUGCAGCACUCCAUCACUCUCCUUCUAGGUAAAAUAGCCCUUACACAGCCUGGAGGUGUGUUGGGUCAUUUUCCUGUUGAAAAACAAAUGAUAGUCCCACUAAGCCCAAACCAGAUGGGAUGGCGUAUCACUGCAGAAUGCUGUGGUAGCCAUGCUGGUUAAGUGUGCCUUGAAUUCUAAAUAAAUCAUAGACAGUGUCACCAGCAAAGCACCCCCACACAAUAUCACCUCCUCCUCCAUACGUUACAGUAGGAGAUCAUCAUGCAGAGAUCAUCCGUUCACCCACACAGCGUCUCACAAAGCCACGGCAGUUGGAACCAAAAAUCUCCGAUUUGGACUCCAGACCAAAUGACACAUUUCCACCGGUCUAAUGUCCAUUGCUCGUGUUUCUUGGACCAAGCAAGUCUCUUCUUCUUAUUGGUGUCCUUUAGUAGUGGUGUCUUUGCAGCAAUUUGACCAUGAAGGCCUGAUUCACACAGUGAAUGAGAGCCAGUUUAAUCAUAGCGCUUGAUGGUUUUUGCGACUGCGCUUGAAGAAACUUUCAAUUUUCCGGAUUGACUGACCUGUUGUUUCUCUUUGCUUAUUUGAGCUGUUCUUGCCAUAAUAUGGACUUGGUAUUUUACCAAAUAGGGCUAUCUUCUUUAUACCCCCCCCUACCUUGUUACAACACAACUGAUUGGCUCAAACGCAUUCAGAAGGAAAGAAAUUCCACAAAUUAACUUUUAAGAAGGCACAACAGUUAAUUGAAAUGCAUUCCAGGUGACUAUGUCAUAAAGCUGGUUGAGAGAAUGCAUAGAGUGUGCAAAGUUGUCAUCAAGGCAAAGGGUGGCUAUUUGAAUAAUCUCAAAUAUAAAAUAUAUUUUGAUUUGUUUAACACUUUUUUGGUUACUACAUGAUUCCAUAUGUGUUAUUGAACUAUUAUUCUAUAAUGUAAAAAAAUAGUAAAAAUAAAGAAAAACCCUUGAAUGAGUAGGUGUGUCCAAACUUUUGACUGGUGGUGUAUUUUUGAGUGUGAACCCAUUACACCUCUUUGUUUGUUCACGUACAGUGCAUUCGGACAGUAUUCAGACCCCUUGAUUUAGCUACGAUACCCCAUAAUGACAAAGCAAAAACAGGUUUUUCAAAAUUAAUUUAUUACAAAUAGUAUUCAGACCCUUUACUCAGUACUUUGUUGAAGUACCUUUGACAGCGUUUACAGCCUCGAGUCUUCUUGGGUAUGAAGCUACAAGCUUGGCACACCUGUGUUUGGGGAGUUUCUCCCAUUCUUCUCUGCAGAUCCUCUCAAGCUCUGUCAGGUUGGAUGGGGAACGUCACUGCACAGCUAUUUUCAGGUCUCUCCAGAGAUGUUCGAUCAGGUUCAAGUCCGGGCUCUGGCUGGGCCACUCAAGGACAUUCAGAGACUUGUCCCAAAGCCACUCCUGCGUUGUCUUGGCUGUGUGCUUAGGGUUGUGGUCCUGUUGGAAGGUGAACCUUCGCCCCAGUCUGAGGUCCUGAGCACUCAGGAGCAGGUUUUCCUCAAGGAUCUCUCUGUACUCCGUUCAUAUUUCCCUCGAUCCUGACUAGUCUCCCAGUCUCUGCCGCUGAAAGAAAUCCCCACAGCAUGAUGCUGCCACCACCAUGCUUCACCUUAGAGAUGGUGCCAGGAUUCCUCCAGACGUGACACUUGGCAUUCAGGCCAAAGAGUUCAAUCUUGGUUUCAUCAGAGCAGAUAAAAACAUUUUUUUGGCAAACUCCAUGGGGGCUGUCAUGUGCCUUUUACUGAGGAGUGGCUUCCGUCUGGCUACUCUACCAUAAAGGCCUGAUUGGUGGAGUGCUGCAACGAUUGUUGUCCUUCUGGAAGGUUCUCCCAUCUCCACAGAGGAACUCUGGAGCUCUGCCAGAGUGACCAUCGGGUUCUUGGUCACCUCCCUGACCAAGGCCCUUCUCCCCCUAUUGCUCAGUUUGGCUGGGCGGCCAGCUCUAGGAAGAGUCUUGGUGGUUCCAAACUUCUUCCAUUUAAGAAUGAUGGAGGCCACUGUGUUCUUGGGGACCUUCAAUGCUGCAGAAAUGUUUUGGUACCCUUCCCCAGAUCUGUGCCUCGACACAAUCCUGUGUCGGAGCUCUACGGGCAAUUCCUUCGACCUCAUGGCUUGGUUUUUAACCUCCAGUGUAGUGGUUUAGCAGUAGUAGUGUAGUAGCAAGUAGUAUAGUCAUAGUAUAGCUGUACAAUAGCAGUAAUGUUCUAGACACCAGAAAUAGUAGUAUUAGUGGUAGUAUUAGUUUAGUACCAGGUGGUUGAUGGUGUGUAGGCUAUACUACUGUAAAGUAGUAAUAGUAUAGCAGUAAUAUAGUAGAGUGGUAGUAUUAUUAUAGUAUUAGUAUACAGAAGGUUGAUGUGGUGUCAUGUGCUCAUCAGAUAAAGGUAUCGGAGGCGGGGGCAGGGGUGACGGAGCUUCCAACAACAGAGGGGGGAAUGGGGGUAAGAACCCUGCCUGACCUACCCUAUGCCGUGCCUACCCUAACCUACCUGGUCUACCUGACCAAACUAAACCCUACUGUGCCUGUCCUGCCUCUGUCUACUGGGCUGGGGACUAGCUUUUUGCUCUGUUCUUGGAUAAUACCUAGUUCAAUUUAACCUAAUUCCUCUCUUUAACAUCCAAUAUACAGUGAGGGAAAAAAGUAUUUGAGCCCCUGCUGAUUUUUCUACGUUUGCCCACUGACAAAGAAAUGAUCAGUCUAUAAUUUUAAUGGUAGGUUUAUUUGAACAGUGAGAGACAGAAUAACAACAAAAAAAUCCAGAUAAAUGCAUGUCAAAAAUGUUAUAAAUUGAUUUGCAUUUUAAUGAGGGAAAUAAGUAUUUGACCCCCUCUCAAUCAGAAAGAUUUCUGGCUCCCAGGUGUCUUUUAUACAGGUAACGAGCUGAGAUUAGGAGCACACUCUUAAAGGGAGUGCUCCUAAUCUCAGCUUGUUACCUGUAUAAAAGACACCUGUCCACAGAAGCAAUCAAUCAAUCCGAUUCCAAACUCUCCACCAAGGCCAAGACCAAAGAGCUCUCCAAGGAUGUCAGGGACAAGAUUGUAGACCUACACAAGGCUGGAAUGGGCUACAAGACCAUCGCCAAGCAGCUUGGUGAGAAGGUGACAACAGUUGGUGCGAUUAUUCGCAAAUGGAAGAAACACAAAAGAACUGUCAAUCUCCCUCGGCCUGGGGCUCCAUGCAAGAUCUCACCUCGUGGAGUUGCAAUGAUCAUAAGAACGGUGAGGAAUCAGCCCAGAACUACACGGGAGGAUCUUGUCAAUGAUCUCAAGGCAGCUGGGACCAUAGUCACCAAUAAAACAAUUGGUAACACACUACGCCGAGAAGGACUGAAAUCCUGCAGCGCCCGCAAGGUCCCCCUGCUCAAGAAAGCACAUAUACAGGCCCGUCUGAAGUUUGCCAAUGAACAUCUGAAUGAUUCAGAGGAGAGCUGGGUGAAAGUGUUGUGGUCAGAUGAGACCAAAAUCGAGCUCUUUGGCAUCAACUCAACUCGCCGUGUUUGGAGGAGGAGGAAUGCUGCCUAUGACCCCAAGAACACCAUCCCCACCGUCAUACAUGGAGGUGGAAACAUUAUGCUUUGGGGGUGUUUUUCUGCUAAGGGGACAGGACAACUUCACCGCAUUAAAGGGACGAUGGACGGCGCCAUGUACGGUCAAAUCUUGGGUGAGAACCUCCUUCCCUCAGCCAGGGCAUUGAAAAUGGGUCGUGGAUGGGUAUUCCAGCAUGACAAUGACCCAAAACACACGGCCAAGGCAACAAAGGAGUGGCUCAAGAAGAAGCACAUUAAGGUCCUGGAGUGGCCUAGCCAGUCUCCAGACCUUAAUCCCAUAGAAAAUCUGUGGAGGGAGCUGAAGGUUCGAGUUGCCAAACGUCAGCCUCGAAACCUUAAUGACUUGGAGAAGAUCUGCAAAGAGGAGUGGGACAAAAUCCCUCCUGAGAUGUGUGCAAACCUGGUGGCCAACUACAAGAAACAUCUUACCUCUGUGAUUGCCAACAAGAGUUUUGCCACCAAGUACUAAGUCAUGUUUUGCAGAGGGGUCAAAUACUUAUUUCCCUCAUUAAAAUGCAAAUCAAUUUAUAACAUUUUUGACAUGCGUUUUUCUGGAUUUUGAUGUUGUUAUUCUGUCUCUCACUGUUCAAAUAAACCUACCAUUAAAAUUAUAGACUGAUCAUGUCGUUGUCAGUGGGCAAACGUACAAAUUCAGCAGGGGAUCAAAUACUUUUUUCCCUCACUGUAUCUUUCCUUUCUUUAUGUCACUGUCUCUCUCUUUAUCUCUCCCUGCCUCUCUGUCUCUUACUUUCUGCCUCUCUAUCUCCAUUUAUCCAUCUCUCUAUCCCUACCCCUCUCUCCCUUGGUCCUCCCGAUCUCUCUCUCACACCAUUAACAAGACCUACUGGGGAGUUAUCGACUGAACACACACUCUGAGUGUGUGUACUGUGUUUGGAUGGAUAAACACAUACUCUACUAAAAGCUUCCCCUUGGUAUGUUUGUACUGUGGGUGUACUGCACACAAAGCAGGACUGAUGGUCUAUAUCCAAAACCCACAUCCUCAAUAAGGCACCACUUCUGUUUUCCUGUCAAUGUGGUCACAAUAUCUGGCAACUCGCAUGGGGAUGGCAGCUGUAGUUUCACUCCGGCUAGAUCUUGUCAAAGGCUAAUCUUCUCCUUCUCUUCCCAGAGUGAAAUCUGGCAACCUGCACUUAUCCUCUAUAUACUGUGACUGACCCCUCGUAUGCUGAACUUUCUCCUCUCUCUGGUGACCUUCCUUUGGGGACAUUGGUUGUGUUUGUAAGGGGAUCGUUCCUGGCUUGGAGCCUGGUGUGUCAGGUUAGGGUUGCCAGUUAAUGUUGUCCUAUAUCCCGCAUUUAGGUGGAGCCUUUUCAGAUGAUGAUCUGUUUGGCGUUGGAAAUGACGACACCUACAACCCUGACAAAGGGAAAGGUAAUGAUCUUAGAUAUGGGAAAUGAUUAGAUAAACAAACAAAAAAAGAGCUUAAGGACAGACUUCUGAGUUCAGACCUUUGCUUGUAUUUCUUAUGAUAAAUUAUUGAAGAUACUCUGUUUUAAAUCCUACUUAUAUGUAUAACCGUAAAUGUAUUGUUUUAAUAUGACAAAUAAAUACACAAUAUUUACAUCUGGAUUGUUAAGAUUCUCUGUCAGGACACAGGGGCCCUUAUUAAAUGCAUUUACAUUGAUUGCACAUGAAUGCACAUUAAUAAAUAAUGUAACUAUCACGUUUCAGAAGAAGACCCAGAUGCAGACAGUGUCGAAGUAACAAAAGGCAAACGACAGGUCAAGAGCAGUAAUCUAGAUCAGAGUCCAAAAGGUACAGAACGGCAGGCAGUCUCAGGGUCAGGGCAGACAGAGAUCAAUCAUCCAGGGUGGUGUGACAAGGUACAGAACGGCAGGCAGGCUCAGGGUCAGGGCAGGCAGAAUGGUCAAAACCGGGAAAACUAGAAAACAGGAACUUGAGAAAGACAGGAGCAAGGGGAAAACCGCCGGUAGGCUUGACGAAACAAAAUGAACUGGCAACAGACAAACAGAGAACACAGGUAUAAAUACACUGGGGAUAAUGGGGAAGAUGGGCGACACCUGGAGGGGGGGUGGAGACAAGCACAAAGACAGGUGAAACAGAUCAGGGUGUGACAGUAACAUACUACCUCACAGUACAUCUUUCUAUUUGUCCAUGUAGGUGGACGUCGUGGCGGCCCAUCUACUGCUGAUGACAACAACUAUGGUAUGAUGACAACAACAAUAUUUGUUGAUAACAACAACAAUAUUUCUAUGAACCAAAAGUUAUACAUGGCCAUGGUCUGUGUCUAAUAUUGAUUGUUGAUUAUUGAUUAUACCGCUCUGUGUUCUUCCUUUGUUCCAGACACCAUGGCGGAGACUGGAACCAUCGCAGGGAUCAUCAGUGCCGUUGGCGUGGCGCUGGUUGGCGCGGUUACCAGCUACAUCUCCUACCAGAAGAAGAAGUUCUGCUUCAGCAUACAACGUAAGAGACCAGCUGGGAUUAUUGUCCUCUAUAAUCUAGAGAUAAUAAUAAUAGUACAUUCAUAUUUAAUCAUUAAUAAUGUAGAUAUGAGAUGAUCUCAGACUGUUGUCUCCUACCAUCACAGAGAGCCUUAAUGCAGACCUGGUGAAGACUGAUAACCCGGAUGCUGUGGUGGCCACAGAACCACAAGGUAACUACCUAACCACCCAUAGAGAACUAGAGCUCUAUUCAAUCAGAUCCGCUUUACAUUUGACAUUUUUGUCAUUUAGCAGACGCUCUUAUCUAGAGUGACUUACAGUUAGUGAGUGCAUACAUUUAGCCGACAUUUGCAUAGCGGUUGUUUUUGCGGUGUCAUUUCAUGCAGUUCUACGUCAUUUUACAUGACUGGAGACUUUGGCAGAAUCUUUUUUAAUACUGCACAAAUGAUCGAAAUGACAGGCUACUUUGACAUUGACAAACUGAGAAUCUGAGAUCAAUAAAAACGACCUUAAAUCCAUCAAUAGCAUAGGUCUAGGUGUGUGGAGACACAUAUUGUAGACUACAAUAUGAGGAGGACAUUUAUAGUCCUAAAAAAUGCUAUCCAGUUUCACUGACACACCCAAUGAUGGGUAGCUCACUCGCUGGUGAGUAUUGAUGGUUCUGCAGUGUUGUUGGUUGACACGAGAGUGAAAUAUGAAACUGUAUUCUCUCCAGUUAAAAUGGUCUGGAUGGAGGAGGAGGAACUCAUGUUUUAUUUGGUAACUCAAUACUCUGGGAUGUCUCCAGUCUGG
Molecule: messenger RNA, 33296 nt
Organism: Coregonus sp. 'balchen'
Lineage: Eukaryota; Metazoa; Chordata; Actinopteri; Salmoniformes; Salmonidae
Source: the annotation of a GenBank genome assembly